Molecule: messenger RNA, 5633 nt
Organism: Acomys russatus (golden spiny mouse)
Lineage: Eukaryota; Metazoa; Chordata; Mammalia; Rodentia; Muridae
Gene: Zc3h12b
Product: zinc finger CCCH-type containing 12B
Exons: 9
Coding region: 1020-3527 (835 amino acids)
Cellular component (GO): nucleus; cytoplasmic ribonucleoprotein granule
Molecular function (GO): metal ion binding; mRNA binding; RNA endonuclease activity
Source: RefSeq, a predicted model, not a curated record
GAAACGGCGAUCCAGGCGCCAGGGUGGUAAGUGCGCCCGGGCUGUGUGUGUAGGCAGCAGCGCCAGAGGAAGAGGAGCACGAGGAUGCAGCUGCUACCGCGGCCCCAAGAGGGAGCAGCCACUGUUCUGUGGUCGUGGGGCCCAAAAUUUUGGAAUUAAGCCUGGGGGUCCUGUUGCUGAGAGGACUGGGGCAGACGAUGCUGCCAGAAGCGCGGGCCUCGUAUCCGGGAGAGUUCGGUUCGCUGGGCGAAGGCCUGCUGCCUUUGCUUCUUCCUGGCCCUCUAAGUGGAUGGUGUUGAAGUUGGUGGCUGCCUGGCGCACAAGCACCGGGCUGCUUCUCUUGCACCCAGCGCUUCUCUGGCCCUGCUUGGACAGCUGCGACGCCGCCUCCUCUCGCCCGCGGAUCCCACCCUCAGCGGCGGGGGAGGGGGAAAGUUUUCCCCUCCGCAGGGGCUGUGUGGUGCAGAGCGACAACAAGAGCAUUGGAGAGUAGAGAUGCAACAUGACCAAAUGUCUCACAAUCCUGCUUCCAUAUCUUCACUGCCAUGAUGGACUGUAUCCAUUCAAACUGAAACAGGAUUUGAAAUGAGAUUUCAAUUCUGUGCACACACCUUCUCCUAUGAUGUGGCCUUCUAGUGGCCUAAGUGUUUCCAUAGUCCAUGAAGAAAACAUGGGUAAACAGUCUAAUGACUCACAUCCAAAGAGGCAAGGUUUAUAAAUGAACAUAUGUCCUAUGAAAGAGAAAGAGGAGUUAUGGAAGAUUCAGGGUCUCCCUCUGUUGCCUAUGGGGAGGGAUAUCUCUCCCAAGGCUCAAGGGAACCUUCUGUCUUGGCCUCCUGAAUUAGUACAACUUGAGAGACUGCUCACAUCUGAACCUACAAAAACAAACAGACAAACUCUUGCACCAUUACUACCCCAGCAUUUUACUCUAGAGGAAUGCCACUGUACAUGGAUUCCAAGGAUUCCAAGCAGGUUAAAAAGAAAAAGAGCUGAUUAGAUCUGAGUACCCAGUGACCGGGAUGACGGCCACAGCUGCAGUGGAGACACCGAAAAUGGAGAAGAGUGCUUCCAAGGAGGAGAAGCAGCAGCCAAAGCAGGAGGACAGCACACACCGAGGCGAUGCUGAAUCUGGAGAAUGGAUGAGCUCUGAGACUGACCCUCAACAAAUGAGCUCUAAGAGUGGCCCCAACAGCUACCAGUCGGCAGAUACUCAGCUGAAAAAGAAAGAGGUACCCUCCAAGCCACAUCGCCAGCUCUGUCGGUCACCCUGCCUGGACAGGCCAAGCUUCUCCCAGAGCAGCAGUUUACAGGAUGGGAAGCUAGACUUGGAAAAGGAAUACCAAGCCAAGAUGGACUUCGCGCUAAAGCUGGGCUAUGCAGAAGAACAAAUCCAAUCAGUGCUUAAUAAACUAGGCCCAGAGUCACUUAUUAAUGAUGUAUUGGCAGAACUUGUGAGACUUGGAAACAAAGGUGAUUCAGAAGGUCAAGUCAACUUGAGCCUGUUAUUGCCCCGUGGGGCUAGCUCCAGAGAGAUUGCAAGCCCUGAAUUGUCUCUUGAAGAUGAAAUAGACAAUAGUAAUAAUUUAAGACCAGUUGUUAUUGAUGGAAGUAAUGUGGCAAUGAGCCAUGGGAAUAAAGAAGAAUUCUCCUGCAGAGGAAUACAACUUGCUGUGGAUUGGUUUCUAGACAAAGGCCACAAAGAUAUCACUGUGUUUGUACCAGCAUGGAGAAAGGAGCAAUCUCGCCCUGAUGCACCAAUUACAGAUCAAGAUAUUCUACGUAAACUGGAGAAGGAAAAGAUUCUCGUCUUCACACCAUCCCGAAGGGUCCAAGGCAGAAGGGUGGUCUGCUAUGAUGACCGGUUCAUAGUCAAAUUGGCUUUUGAUUCUGAUGGCAUCAUUGUGUCCAAUGAUAACUACCGAGACCUUCAAGUUGAAAAGCCAGAAUGGAAGAAGUUUAUAGAGGAGCGGUUGCUGAUGUAUUCUUUUGUGAAUGAUAAAUUUAUGCCUCCGGAUGAUCCUUUAGGACGCCAUGGUCCAAGCCUUGAGAAUUUCUUAAGAAAGAGACCUGUUGUUCCUGAGCAUAAAAAGCAGCCAUGUCCUUAUGGCAAAAAAUGCACCUACGGCCACAAGUGCAAAUACUAUCAUCCGGAGCGGGCCAACCAACCCCAGCGUUCGGUGGCUGAUGAGCUCCGCAUCAGUGCCAAACUGUCCACAGUGAAAAUAAUGAGCGAAGACACCCUGGCCAAAUGUAGCACAGGGAUGUCUACUGUCAAAGGUGAGAUAACCUCAGAGGUCAAACGUGUGGCCUCCAAGCGCCAAUCAGACCCCAGCAUUCGAUCUGUGCCAGUGGAGCCUGAGGAGUGGCUAUCCAUUGCGCGUAAACCUGAGGCCAGCUCUGUCCCUUCACUUGUGACCGCUUUAAGUGUUCCUACAAUCCCUCCCCCAAAAAGCCAUGCAGUGGGUGCACUCAACACCCGUUCAGCCAGCAGCCCAGUUCCAGGAUCCUCCCAUUUUCCCCAUCAAAAGGCCUCUUUGGAGCACAUGGUCAGCAUGCAAUACCCUCCUAUCCUGGUUACCAACAGCCAUGGCACCCCUAUUAACUAUACCGAGCAAUAUCCAAAGUUUGAGACCAUGGGGGACCAUGACUACUAUUCAAUGUUAAGUGACUUCUCCAAACUGAGCAUCAACAGCAUGCACAAUCAUGAGUAUUACAUGGCUGAAGCAAACCAGGGGGUAUAUGUUCGGAAUCCCAGCCUAUGUGCCGACAGUCACAUGAGCCAUACCAGGAAUGACAACUAUUCCUCUUACAAUAACUUGUACUUGGCUGUAGCUGAUGCCCAUCCUGAAGGCACUUUGAAGCUGCACCGCUCAGCGUCUCAUAACCAUCUUCAGCCUUUUUCCCAUGGUUACCAUGAAGCCUUAGCAAGAGUGCAAAGUUAUGGUUCAGAAGAUUCCAAGCAAGCGCCCCACAAGCAGUCAGUCCCUCACUUAGCUGUACAUACACAGAACCCAGCAACUGGAGCACACUCCAGCUGUCCUGGAGACUACACCAUGCCUCCCAGUAUUCAUCCUUUGGGACCCUCACAGCCAGGCCGUGCUCUGGUGAUGACUCGGAUGGACAGCAUUUCUGACUCCCGCCUCUAUGACAGCAACCCCAUGAGGCAAAGGCGGCCUCCUCUGUGCAGGGAACAGCAUGCUAGCUGGGACCCAUUGCCUUGUACAGCCGACUCCUAUGGAUACCACUCCUAUCCGUUAGGUAACAGCCUCAUGCAACCAUGUUAUGAACCAGUCAUGGUAAGGAGCAUGCCUGAAAAAAUGGAGCAGCUUUGGAGGAAUCCUUGGGUUGGAAUGUGCGAUGAUUCCAGGGAGCAUAUGAUACCAGAGCACCAAUAUCAGACGUACAAGAACCUCUGCAACAUCUUCCCUUCUAACAUUGUUCUCGCAGUGAUGGAGAAGAAUCCUCACACAGCAGAUGCUCAGCAACUGGCAGCCUUGAUUGUUGCCAAGCUUAGGGCUGCACGUUGACAUGACAUAGAACGUAUUCCGUUCCAUAAAUAUGAAUACUAUUAACACAUUAAUACUAUAAUUCUAGUAAUAAUUUGUGUUGUGCUUUUAAAAUUACAGAGUAUUUUUAUCAUUUAAGUACAUAACAACUCUGUGAGGUACAUCUUGGUAACAUCUAAUUUUAUAGAGAAGGAAACGAAGCUUGAUGUUAACAAAUGUCAAGACACACACCUAAGUUGUCUGGCCCAAUUCCCCAGGCCCUCUUCUACUGAAGUGUGGAGGUAACGGAGGACAAAACCCAUGAGGCCUAAAUGCAAGAAACCCCAAGGGAUUUCAUUAGCAUUGUUUUCUUUUUUAGGAUUUUUGUUUUUUGUUUUGUUUUGUUUUGUUUUGUUUUUGAGACAGGGUCUCUCCUGGUAGUCCUGGUUUUUUCCUGAAACUCGCUAUGUUGACCAGACUGGCCUUGAGCUCAGAGAUCCACCUGCCUCUGCCUGCAGAGUGCUGGGAUUGAAGGCAUGUGCCACCACACCCAGCUACCAUACUUUUUAAGUCACACAUCCCAUAUUAUAAAGUAUGGACCAUCUGUCCAAUUUAGAGAGCAAAUACAUGAUGAACAAAUUGUACUGUAAAUUAACCUUUUAAGGGUUUUUAAAAUAGAGAUAUUUAAAACUAAAAGUAAACAGAUUUUAUUGCAUGGGUAGCUGGUCAUUCAAUAUCUUUAAUCAAAUAUAGGGUCACAUUGAAGCUUCUAGAUAUAGUUGAACCCUCCUCUUAAAAAUUCUACUGCAUGUAUAAAUUUAUAUAUUUGGUUUGAGAUGUGUUUGUAUCUCUGGUAUCAACUUUUCUAUAGUGACAAUGAGAUGGUAAGCUCUAUACAGUCUAUAGUUUACACCUGUAUAGAUCACAAAUACAACUUGAUUUUGUCACAUUUUGUAGUUUCCAUUAGAUUCGAAAGUGAAAUCACCUGGCAGUAUUGAAACUUUGCUUUCUUAUGCACCAGAGUAAAGCAGCUGUACUUCUUUUACAUAUUUUACUUGACCAUGUUUAUUAACCACUCCUAGCUUUUAAGUCUUUUCACCUUAUCAAGUUAGGGGUCAAGUUGAAGCUUUCUGUAGAGGAGCUUCUCUAUAAGCUCAUGUUCAACACUUAGUAUGUAUAUGAUACACGAAUCCUAAAGAGCUGGACCAGGAUGAUGGGACUUACUAGCAGAAAUCUACUUCCCUUAUCCCAGGAGGGACAGCACUGAGUGAUAAUGAUGGUUGAAACUCCUGACCAAUUCAACAUUACAGCACAAAGUAUAGUGAAAGAGAGUGCAUAGCCAUGCAAUCCACUCUCUCCUGCUGUCCACCCUUUGAGCAAUAAGAGCAGUAAUUGGCAGAGCAGAAUCUCUUUAGGAAACAAAACCAGGGUAUUUUCUAGGUGUUUAAAAAAUCAGUUUCCAUGGAGGAAGUGUUCUGUUAUGCACUUCAAAUCCACACAAAGAGGGUGCACCGAGUAUUAGAUCGUAGUAAGAUGCAUUGUUAAAGAAGGUAUGACUUUAGUGUCAGGCAGUACCAUUUGCACAACUGGAAUCUUACUCUGGGCAGAAUCACUUGUAGCUACAUGCCUCUAGAAGGGGAAUUUAUUGUUUAUUUUUAAAGAUGCACUAAAUGAGCCCUGCUUUCUGAAUCCAUUGUAUAUUUCAACAUUUUGAACCAUGACCAGCACACAAUUUCUGAGCCUGGCAUUUCCUAACUUCUACAGUCCUUUUUCAUGAGAGUUGAGAAGGCCUGGCCUUGGCCUUUUGUUUCUUCAUGAGAAGGUGUAAUACCUGCCUAUAAAUGUUUCUUACUGUGAAACACUCUGAAUGUGAGGCUGCAGUCAGGGUUGUUUCUGGUGGUUUGAUAAUGGCUUACACGCUGCUUUCCAGCUUUCUCUCUCUGUGAAAGUUGACGAAUAGUAGUACAUCUUAACCAAUAUUCACUUAGCCACAAAUUUACAUUUAUCUCAUUCUGCCCUCUAAUUGUCUCAUUCCCCAGUAUACUGAUGAAGUGUAACAAUAUUUUCUAUCAAAUAGGUCCAUACGAACUCACAAUUGCCACUGCAGUGCUUGCUAUCUCACACAAGCAUCACUUUAUACUUUGAAUU